This is a messenger RNA of Myodes glareolus (Bank vole), 8438 nucleotides long. The record is from RefSeq and is a predicted model, not a curated record. NCBI's taxonomy places the organism in Eukaryota, Metazoa, Chordata, Mammalia, Rodentia, Cricetidae.
CCUGGGCGGGCGCGGUCGGGUGUGGUUCCACGGUCCCACGAGCUCGCCUCCGGGCCGAGGCGCCUCCCGUCGGGCUAGGCGGGUCGGGUCGGAGACCCACGGCCCAUCCUGCGGCCUUUGUGCAGCUCCGGCUCAGCCCGGCGACUCUGCGCGCCUGGCUGAGCCGGCUUUUUAAAUGAUGCCUCAGACCCGAGCAGGAAGUGUCGUCAGGAGGCCAUUUUUAAAGCCUCUUGGCCUCAGAGGCUGGCUUGAGGCGGCUUUAGCUUUCGGCUUUUGGAAGACACCCUAUCUGCUUCUGGCCGACCCUCAGGGGACGCGACGGUGCGGGCUCUCUCGUAUCCGCGCCUCGCUCAGCGCCGUGCGGCGCCCUGGCCUCGCCCGGGAGAGCGUGCAUCCCUGCGAGCGCGCCAACAAUAAACUUGAGGACCACGCUGGCAUUGUCUUUGGAGCGGGUGUCGGGGUGGGCCUGUCCACAGAGGACCUAAUCGUGGGUGGGAUGAGGCUGGUGUCACCUUUUGUGGGACAGCUCCAUCACAGCUUUUCAGAUUUAUCUUGUUGCUUGGGGUUGAGGUGGGUGCAGAUGAAGGCUAGGGAAAGGGUGCAGAAGAGGGGAAAGAACCAGUGCAAAGUUUAUGACCCGAAAAAGGAAAACCAAAAGAUAGAAGAAGAUAUCGAACUCCCCUUAUGAUUGUUGGGCAUUUGACAUAUCCCUUUAAACUACUUCUGCUCUUAAAGCAUAGAAUACCAACGAUAUUUAUCAUAAAAACGUGAAACAUCAGCACAUUGUCCUAUUGAAAAGUAGCCUACCAACCCAACUCAACGUUGUGCUUGAGGCCUUACAACACUACCUUAAGUUUAGAAUUGAAAUCGCCUUAUAAGAAAAUGCCCUGGGUGCCAAUAACUUGCAGCACUUGGCUACAGAAGAGAAGCCAGCUCGCUUGGAAAGGUGUCUCUGUCCCUCUAAAUUGCACAAAAUUAAGCCCAAUCCAGGACUGUACAGGAGAGCAUGCCCUUGCCGAGGAUUUCUUGAAGCCCAGUAAGUAUUUGUAUGUUUGAAGCGUCAUAUUCAGCUUUUUAAAUUGUAGGCAUUGCCUUUAUCCAAUACAAGCAUUUAUUAAAAAAUUUUUUUCUUGUCUUGGAUCUGGUAGUGAGCCCUGAUAAGGCUAACACAUGACAUACCCAGCCAUGUUAUAGUGGUGGCUAUUGAAGAGUAAAGGAGAGCCUUGCCUUGUCUCUUGUCCUCCUGAGUCGCUCAUUUUCACACUCAUUUAAAGAAACCUAUAUAUUCUUUCUUAUCUAUCUGCCUUUAAGUAAGAGGGUCUGGGACAGUGUUUGUGCGAGAGGCAGAACAAAGAGCAGGUUAAUAAUUGUCACUGCGAAGGCUGCCAUUUUCUUCGCUCCCUCCCUUUUAUCCUCUGAGCCAGUCCAACGAUGGGCUCUUCCUGUCCAAGCCUGCUGUUGCUGUGGUAAGUAGGGUCCUUCCCCAGUGAUGAUUUUCCCUGCCUUGAUUGUUCCUAAACUGCCUUUGAUCUCCUUUGCUACCCUGCAAAUCCAACUGCCUGCAGAGAAGUGGCUGGAACCUUCUAAUCCAGACCACUCCUUCACAGGUGGGAGUGGGAGACACAGGAUAACCUGGGACGGUUUCUGAACCCAUAGUGUGCCCUUCCCCAGGAAGGGCGCCAUCCAUUGCGAUUAGGUCACAAAGUUCCUGGGAACCCUUUCUUUUUAAGCUUGGAUUGGCUACCGUUGAGAAGCACUUUGAAGGUUUAUUCGUUUUGUCUUUCCUACAAUAAAUGUCUCCAGGAGACCACAGCUUGCAGAUCCCAGACUUAUACCCGAGUGUCUGACUCUGUUGCAGGCCAAUUGGCACAGCCCUGGCUUCUGUGCCUACAUGAAAAAAAAACCAGGGCCUGACGUCCUGAGACCUAUGGUCCUCAGUGUCUGAGAAGGCCUGAAAAAGAAGGAAGAGCCUCCGAGACUUGCUACACUCUUGACUUCUGGGCCUGGAAGAACAGUGCCCAAGAAAUCAGGGAUCCUGGCUGCGACCUCAGCUCACAAGACCAGAGUUUGGACCGAAUGCUGGCUGCUAUCACUUCCCACGUCAUUGUGACCUAGAAAAGCCACAUACCACCUCCAGGCCUAUCGUUUUGAAAGAAGCAGUGUUGCCUGGAAACAGAAUUGAAAGCAUGCUGUGGUUCAUGUAUUUCCUGUGAAAGGACACGAAACGUGAUUGAUUGAUUGUUACAUAUUUACCAAGAAGUGUCUGCGGCUCCACCAGUCACUGGGUCUGCGGGAAGGAUGUCUACAGAGGAUUUUAUCAAAUGACAUCUUCGAUUUCAGCUGGCUAUGUGGGUAUGCAGAUAAAGAAGAUGAAGGACAUCGGAGAACAGCUGUAUACCACACAAGUGAAUGGUGGACCAAGUUCUUUGACCAUGUCCCCCAAACAGCCUAGUUGUAAUAGAGCAACCCGGCCAGACAGACAGGAAGCACAGACCUUGUUGUACCAAGGCUCAGAGGCAGAGACUGCCACAAUGACCAUUGCUACCUGUGUACAGUGCAAAAGUGUCCACAAGGUCCCGCCUCAAGACUUAAGGAAGGGCCCCGGGCAGAGCCAGAAGGAAGAUGCGUAUGUCUGCUUCAAAUGCAGCCUUCGCACGAUACCUACCCAGCUGCAUUUUGUGAGCAGUAACCCUGCUGCUGUUCUUGUCCGAAAUGAGACCGAAACCAUCUCAAGCCCUGUAAAUAACAAAUUUAAGGUUAGGAACUUCAAGCCGGGCAAAUACUACUGUGAUAAAUGUCGCUUCUCCACCAAGGACCCACUGCAGUACAGAAAGCACACACUGCAGCAUGAGGAGAUCAAGUUCAUCUGCUCCCACUGUAGCUACAUCUCCUACACGAAGGGGGAGUUCCAGAGGCACCUGGUGAAGCACACAGGCGUCUUCCCUUACCGCUGUGAGUACUGCGACUAUGGCGCUAUCCGCAAUGACUACAUUGUCAAGCACAGGAGAAGGGUCCAUGAGAGGGCCGGUGCCAAACGACCGCUCAAAACCGUUGCCAAGCUGGAGCCCAAGAGAACCAACAUUGCAAAGCAGAGCCCAGAACUCUUGAAGGCCCCCAGUCCCAGGGCUACCUUCCAGAACAAGUUAUCAGAGCAGUUAUCUCGAUUCUCUCUCCACACAAACAAAGACAAGACACACAGCGUGAUGUUGUUACCUGAACUAAAGAAGUACCAAAAAGAUGUAGUGUGUAUUCCCAACAAAAUGGCCCUGUCAGAGCAAAGCGAGGUGAACCUGUUGGGGAAUAAGAACGUUGAGGUGGAAAUCCUGUCCCCCUCCAAGGAGCCUGUGCAGCCGGGUUUGCCGCUGACGGUCAUGGCGCCCUCGGAGCUGGUGGUCCCCACCAACUGUCUAGCCCAGUUGAUCGAUGUGAAGGUUGUCAAUGGUACACAGCAGCUUGUGCUUAAACUGUUUCCGUUAGAAGAAAACACCCGCCUUGACCCAGGCAGAGGAGAUGGAGGGACCUCCAUGUGUACUAUCAUGGAGAAGGGCUCAGGGGGACAGAAAAAGAUGCUCUCGACGGAAGCAGCAAGGUCGCUAGCAAUGGAAGGGAAUGCUGGAGAGUUUGUGGGCCUUGAUCGGCUGCACUCUUUGGUUCAGAAACAACUUAAAAAUGUGAAGUGGGUCAAGUCUUGCAAUUUCUUCAUGCCCAGUUCUGGUGUGCACAGUCAGCAGGACUCUUUUCUCAGCUCCGAGACAAUUAAAGAUUUGCAGAAAACUCACAGUUUGUGUCCACCUAGAGCCCUUCCCUCUGCUGCCUUAAAAGGUCAUUCUCCAGCCUCUGUACAAAGCAGUGUGUCCUGCAGUCCUGGAGCCACGGUGAACCCUUUCUUGAGUAAAUCAGCAGUUCCUUUGGCUGAAGAAGGAAGGGGUUCCCGCGGUGACUCCCAGCAGCUCCUUCCCCUCACCUCGUUGCCUGCAAAGGUUCCCUUCUCUGCAGAGAAGGGCCUUCUGCCUAUAGGUGAGAGUGACUUAGAAGCCAGGAGUCGGGCUAGUCGUCCUGAGACAGUGGUUCCCCCUGACAGGAAGCUGGAAGACAAACAGGUAGCAAACAAGGCAGUGGGAAAUACAGGCCAGGCUUCCUCCGCACAGAAAAAAGAGUAUUUACACAUAAACAUUACUGCAGAAGAUAAACUGAGGCCCCAACAGCCUGGGGGUCAGCCUGAGCAGCCGAAGAAUUCUGAAAAGACCGGUAACACCUUUGAGGGGCCCAUCAUCUCGUCAGUAUUUUCCUUGAGCUCUGGAACUGAAAAUGUGCCAGAGGGCAUUAAGUGGAAUAGUUCAACAAGCAAAAUAAAGUCCAUCGAGCUGCUUCGCAGGAAGAUCGCACAGUUGAUUGAGUCGUGCGGCAAGCCUUCCUCGUUGUCUGCCAAUAGUGCUCAGCGGCGUUCCGUAGGGCAGGCACCCAAGCUGACUUCAAAAGCAGCUCCCAAGGGUAUUCAGGAAAUGAGUGUGUCUCUUACUGGCCCUGGCCCUAGUUCCGGCCCUUCCGUAGGUCCUCUCCAAAAACCUGAGAGUGAAGGCAGCAUGGCUGGCAGCGGGCAGCUUGCUCCGCAGCAGAUCGGCCCCAAGUUUGUCAGUGGUGACGAUGGGAAAAUGGAGAGCAGAGUGACCAGAAAGACUCCUGUUGCGACUCCAGUGCUGAUCCCCAAAGGGGCUGUGUUGAGGGUCCUUAACUCCUCUGAAGAUGCCCACAUCAUCGAGGCCACCUGUGACACGCCUGUCAGCAUACCCUGCAGUGAAGCCCAGUUAGAACCGCUUCCGUUCUGCCCUGUGAAACAGACCAGCUCAGGCUCCCAGCCUUUGACGUGCAGACGCGGGUCGGCAGACGUGUCCCCCAAUCUGGAGACAUCUCUUCGGCCCAAAUCUAGAAAGGAGGACUCUAUCUGCAGUAGUACCCCUAAGAAAAUCAUCCCUGUGUACAGCACACAGACAGGAAACAAUGACUCCAGCAGGCAAGGGAGGCCCAUUUCUAGGAACCUAACCCUAAGCAAGACCAAAACCAAGCAAGUGAGCUCAGCCAAGAAAAAAAGCAAGCUGCAGGCGGAUCCCAGCCGUGGCCUCAGAGACCCUUCCUCUUUUCAGGUUGCCAGGCAGCUGCGACUCAUAGCUGCCAGGCCAGAUCAGCUGAUCAAAUGCCCCCGUCGGAACCAGCCGGUCAUCGUGCUAAACCAUCCCGACGUGGACUCCCCCGAAGUGAGCAACGUGAUGAAGGUCAUAAACAAGUACCGAGGCAAUGUUCUCAAGGUUGUGCUGUCCGAGAGGACUCGGUGUCAGCUGGGCGUCCGGCGGCACCACGCGCGCCUCACCUACCAGAGCGCAGAUGAGGCGAGCCACAUGAAGAGGCAGAUGAUGCUGAAAAUGAAGCUGAAGAAGGUUCACAAGAACAACUACCAGGUGGUGGGCUCCCUGCCGGACGACCAUGCCCAGUGCGUGUUUAAGUGCUGGUUCUGUGGGCGGCUCUACGAAGACCAGGAAGAGUGGAUGAGUCACGGCCAGCGGCAUCUGAUCGAGGCCACCAGAGACUGGGAUAUUCUUUCUUCAAAGGGCAAAUGAGUCAGAAUUGGUCUUUGAAGCAAAUUGGUUUUCUUCUAGUAUUCGUGGCUUAGGGUUGCACCCUAGACUCUCGAUGCAGUAGAAGGGGUUUGCUUUUUUCCCAGAGUCACCAUAGAUUGAAAGCCCCUUACCUGAGCUCUGUGGCUGGGCUAGGAGAGGUGAGAGACCCCUGAAAUUCUAUUGUUUUCUGUUGAAAGGAAAUAAUACUCUCCACAGGUUUUCGGUGGGAUCUGAGGCCUUCCUUACUUAGUGUUUAUUUUUUUUCUGAGUAGACACUUCUUUCAUAAACCAUUUAGAGGGGCAGGUUUAUGAUUGACAGGCUUCUUGGAUAAAUGCUACUGAAGAGAGAAGCCUGUGUUUUGGUGCACACCUCCACUUUGAUUUUGUUUUGACUCUUUCAGAAUAUUUGGUACAUAAUAGAAAUUUUCUACUUGAUGGGCCAUUUUCAAUUUGGUUAGAAAAUACACUGUGCUUGCCCCUCCCACUCCAAGGACUAACAGUGUUCUGCAAAGCCACGAGCUUCGCUGUUCCUGGUCAUGUGUCAGCAGCAGGUGUUAGAAGAAGAAAAGACAAAAUUUUCAGUAUUUAGUUUUUGCCUGCUUAUUGGUAAUAGUUGGGUAGGGGAUGUGUAAUUGUUCUUUGUUGUUGUUGUUGUUGUUAGGUAAAGAAGGAAAGAUACAUAAAAUUUAAUCUGCUCCACCAAACAUAAAGGGCCACUUUAAAAUGUGAAGGAGCAGAUCCAUUGAAACACAAGCCUCGGCGGUGCCAUUCCAAGUGUACUUGAAAGCAGGCUGUGAAGGGCCUGCUGUGGCUGGCUUCUCACCCGGGGAUCCUGCAGAGCCCCAGGGGAGGCCACCGCUCUUAAGUAUAGGAUCAUAGGGCUGUUCCCCAGGCCAGCGCGGUUCUCCCUUUGGCCCUUUCUGAGCAGGUUCUCCUGGGGACGAGCACAGCCUCUGUCUGAGAUCCAGAACAUUUUUCCUCAUGAACGUGAACACUAGCGACUAAGGGAAUCAACCACAUGGAAAGAGAAGCCCUCUGUCUGCAGAGGCGUUAGGAACACUACCCAUUCUCAGUGCAAGGAACACACCACUCCUAGUCUAGCCACAGAUGCUCUCUUCUUGCUCACCUCGACUCCACUAAGAGGUGUCAAGACCAGCCAGUCCACAAGGCACUCGUGCGCACUGGGGGAAAGCCUAUCUCCUGCAUGGGUAGGGCUUCCUGGGCCAGGGCAGCUCAGGGGGAAGGGUCACAGGCCACCCCUCUUGAGACUGUCCAUCCUUAAGGACUUAGAGGUGCUGAGUGGGACUGGGGUGAGGGCUGGGUAGAUAGGAAAUGGUUGGGUGACUUCUAGUCUACUGGGUAAGCAGAAUUCCUGCCUCUGCCUUAGCACACGGCAAGCGUACCCUCUCACAGUUGGGAUUGUACUCCUUUCAGGUUUGUUUUCAGUAUAAAUACUUGGAUUUUCUUAGGUAUGAGUCAAUACCUGAUCAUUUUAAUUGAUAAUUUUAAUUUAAAAGUUGCAUUUUUAUAUAUGUGUAUAUAUGUGUACACAUAUAAAUAUUUUUUACCAUAUGCAAAUUGCAACAGCUAAUUUUCUGAUUUCCUAUUUUAUAAUGAUACAUGAGCUGGGAAAAUAUAAAGCUUUUAUAUUCUAGAAAUAAUUUAUUUUGAAAGAACAUUUUUACAAUGGUUUCAUCUCAUUUUUAGAAAAUGAAAGCACAGUAAAGUGGUGGGAGCUGAUUCCUAUGAGCAAACGGGAGUAGACAACCCCUGUGGGUCAUUGUAUUGUGGCAUAUAGUCAUGCUUGGUGCUCGGUGGCUCUGUAGUGCAGAGCGUUCUGAGGUCUGAUCUGCGGUGCAGCCUGGCACCCUCCAGCUCCGAUGUCUCAUGUGAUGUGGCAGGAGGGGCUGUGGGAUCCACUCCUUCUCCACCUCACUGCUGCACAGUUUUGUCCCCCGAAUGGCGGGGCCAAGAGCUGCCGAAGAUCAGCGCCAACAGAAUGGUCACACUCUGCUGCAGCCGCUGUUUUCAAGUAUUACCUAAAGCAACUAGUACCUUUGUGGAGCUGGAGUCAGUGAGCAGAAGACGUAGUGCGUCUUUGGGGGAUUUUUGGAACUGUGAUCCUUGUUGAACCCAGAGGGCUCCUGGAAGUCCGUAGCUUGGGAGAAACGAAAGAGACUAACUUUCCAAACACAGAUCUUUAGAACUAGCUUAUCGUGUAGGCGAGUGUGUGGAGGGAGAAGGACAGGAAUGUGGUACUUCCAUAGUCUUACCUUGACUUUGAAGGAUCUAGUCACUACAUUUUGUUGAUAGUACUUAUAAAAUUAUUUUAAACUUAUUUUUUAAGCUAGUCUUUCUUACUUUGGGGGACCAGAAAUGAAAGGAUCUUCUUAUAUUUAUGAUAUAGACAAGUAGAAUGAAAAAAAUUUAAGCCUCUGACUCUUAAGUGUCCUCUCAAUAAAUUAUAUUUUAUUCAAAGUUUUAUCUCCAGCCCAAAACAUUUGUGAGUCCCGUCAUGGGCCGUACACUGUUGUACUAAACUAAACGUGGUGUAUUGACCCUCCAAAGUUCCAUCCCCCUUUAUUUAGAAUUUACAUAAGCCACCCCGGAAGAUGAAGGUAUAGUGUUGUUUAGCCUUCGGAAUGACUUUUGAGUCUGUGAAUGUCUUUAUGAGCAGAAAACAAAACUUUGUCUUAACAUGUCAAGCAUUACAGUUCCUGUGUGAACAGUCUGUUUGUCUGCUGCUCUGGUUCUGAAACAUGUUUGUAUAUAGAUAGAAAAGUUGGCAUCAAUUUUGUUUAAAUAAAGCAACUUUUAAGAUCGUCA